AUGAAUCCCAUGCCUCAUAUGCAGCCUCUCUCUGACGACGCUUAUCUCCAAUCCAAAAAGGGUGAAAUCAAGCACCAGCUUUGCAUCGAAGGGAUGAAAAUUCCUGAGGUACACAAAUGGCUUUGUUAUAUGCAGCAGUAUUGGGUUGGGGAAGGCCAAUUGAGAUACGCAAUAGGCAAGUGGAAAGAGGCUGAACCAGAAGAAUGGAACCCGCCUCUCCAUCCACACCCCCGUCCACGUCCUGUACCCGCAUCCCUGCCAUCUCGGCCUGCACCUCGAAUCGUUGUCAAUAAUCCACUACUUCGCCACACGGACCCUAAAGGGCCCACACAUGGAGCGCGCCACCAUCAGCAUAUGUGGUUGCAGACAUCCUCAAUUGGAGUAGGCCAGGGAGCAAUGGCAUCAACAUACGUCCCAGCCCAGAGAGCACCAGAACCAGGUCCUCUAUCGUCGGCAUUCUUUGGUGCUGACGUGCCCCGGUGCGAGCAUUGCAAUGAGUCUGAAGCAGAGGGGGAUCAUAGAGGAUGCUGGUACGGCUAG
Molecule: messenger RNA, 540 nt
Organism: Hyaloscypha bicolor E
Lineage: Eukaryota; Fungi; Ascomycota; Leotiomycetes; Helotiales; Hyaloscyphaceae
Exons: 3
Coding region: 1-540 (179 amino acids)
Source: RefSeq, a predicted model, not a curated record